AUGGUCUUCCCCUCUCUUCCAAUCUAUCUAGAUCCAACCAACUGGUCACAACAGCAAGCAGGAAUUGACAUUGGAACUCAAAAUCCGUCCUCUAUACAGCAGUCCUCAGCUUCAACUGUAGCAGCUGUGACUGUGACAGUUGAAGCUGAUGACAGCUAUCAAAGGUCUAUAAGACCAAGAUCAAUGACGGAUCAAGCUAGGAUGUUCAAGAUAAACCAAAACGAUGCCGCCGCUGGUGCAGUACAAAAAUGUCCAAGAUGUGAAUCAACAAACACAAAGUUCUGUUAUUACAACAACUAUAGUUUAUCGCAGCCACGCCAUUUUUGCAAAGCUUGUCGUCGUUAUUGGACUAGAGGUGGUGCACUUAGAAAUGUUCCUGUUGGAGGUGGUUGUAGAAGGAAUAAUAAAAGAACCAGAGGAAGUUCAGUAUCAAAACCGCCGUCUAAACCUAAUCGAAGUAAUGAUCAUCGUCACGUCGGUACAGGUGCUAUUGCAGGGGUUGGUUCUAGCUCAGAAAAUUCAAAAUCUAAUGGAUGCAAUACUUCUAAUGUGAAUAUGGGAAUGUCUCAUUUUCCAACUCAAUUCCCAUUUUUUCCCUCUUUGCAUCAUUAUAACAACAAUGACUAUGUUUCUCAAGGCAUUAGUUCUAUGGUCGCAAAAAAUAUUACCAAUAGUACUAAUAAUAAUGAUACUACUAAUGUUGAGUUUCAACUUGGUAGAGAUUCUUCAGUUGGUAAUAAUGAUAAUGGAGGUUCUUUGAUGUUAUCAAAUGGAAUUGGUGAACAAUGGCGGUUUCUGAAUCCGCUACAAGUUCAUCAUCAACAACAACAACAACAACAAUUUCCUUUCAUGACAAAUGUGGAACCACAAAUUGGACUAUUCCAAUUUGGUGGAGAAAAUAAUGGUGAAACUCCAAGAAGUUAUAUAAGUUCUAAGGCAAUGGAAUCUUCAAGUGCUAGUAAUGGAAUGGUGAAAAUGGAAGAAAACAAUCAUCAAAGUUUGAGUUUGUCAAAGAAUCUCUUGAGUGGUUCAGGAAAUAGUAAUGAUCUAUUUUGGAAUGAAGUUCCUAGUUUCACUCCUUCAUCAAGUCAGUUAUUAUGA
This is a messenger RNA of Vicia faba (fava bean), 1101 nucleotides long. The record is from the annotation of a GenBank genome assembly. NCBI's taxonomy places the organism in Eukaryota, Viridiplantae, Streptophyta, Magnoliopsida, Fabales, Fabaceae.